GGAGUUUUAAUGCAUGAUAAGAUAAUUAGUAUAAUUAGUAUUAUACUAUUUCACAUUAAACUAAAAUAUUUAGCGCAGUGUUAAAAUGAUCAAAAUAUUUAUAUUCUUGACAGCACAUGCUCUAGCAAUUCCAGGAGAUAAUGGACCGCCUGGGUUAACAGAUAAAGUUCUAUUUUGUGAUGGAUGCUUUGCAAUGAUCAGCGAAAUUUUUGAGGAUUUGGAGACUUUUAGGGAACUAGCAGGAAAUACGAGGUUAAUCGAGGAAACCCUGGCCAAUAUUUGUGAUCAUCAGAGACUUCGACGAUACAAAUUCUCUCCUCCAACCCAGAAGAAAACCUGUUUAGCUAUUCAAAAACACUACAACAAUGAACUGGUAAAACUGGUCUCUGAGACGAGUAGAGAAAAAGAAAAAGAACUGGACAAUUUAGUGGAAUUAUUUUGCUUUCAGAUAACGGGAGCCUGUGCUGGUAUGAAGAUUCCUACUGUACAGAUGAGAAAAGAGCGUCAAGAAGCACAGAAACUUGCAGAUGGAAAGAAAAUGGCCGACAAACAUGAGAUCGAGGAUGAAAUAAUUAAAAUUGAAGAAAACGUUUUUUCAGGAGAGAAAACUGAGCUAUGAAUAUAUACAAAUAUGAUUUACAUUAAGAUUUAAAAUUCAAAUUACAGCAAAAAUAAUUAAUAAAAUAAUAUUAGUGGUAAUAGUAUUUCUCUGGGUUAUAAAUAAGAAAGUAACCACGCCCAUUAAUAAUUAAAAACGAUUUUUGCCAUUUUGUAAUUACACUGAAUAAUUUAAUGUCUAGAUGUAAGAAAAAGAAAAGCAAAUUGGUAAAUGAGUGGUUGCAACAUAAACAAAUCAUAAGUUCGUAAAACAUUGAAUACUUUUGUUUUUAUCAUACACUGUGAUUUAAAGGUCUCAUGCUCUUAAGCAAAAACCGAUGAGAUUCUUGCUAUUUACAGAGUUUAAUAUACUUAU
Molecule: messenger RNA, 973 nt
Organism: Eurytemora carolleeae
Lineage: Eukaryota; Metazoa; Arthropoda; Copepoda; Calanoida; Temoridae
Exons: 7
Coding region: 86-619 (177 amino acids)
Source: RefSeq, a predicted model, not a curated record